UCGCGACCCAGGAGCGAUGGCCGCCCGAUUAUGUGGCUAGGUGGCCGCUGGUGGCUCCCGUUUCUUGUGCAGGGGUGCUUCAAUCUCCGGUCUCUUAGUUUUGCCAGGAUUUGGGGUGGCCGUAGGGGCCCAAUGGAGGAAACGCUCUCGACUGGGGCUGAGGCAGCAAGCGAGGUGAGGGCUCCGGCUCAGCAAAACGGAGACGCGGGUGGCGAUGCGAAGGCUGAGCGGCCCCCAGUGUGCCCCAAGCCGGCGGGCCAGGAAGUGGAGCUGGCCCCUAGGGACAGAGAGCAGGCCACAGGGAACGAGGAGCUGGCCACGGCUGCAGCGCCGAGCCCAGGCAAGCGGAAGAAGCUGCGGGGCACAACCAGGGAGCGCGUGGUGCCACCGCCGAAGAAGCGGCGGGCAGGGGUGAGCUUCGGCGAUGAGCACUUUGCGGAGACCAGCUACUACUUCGAGGGAGGCCUGCGCAAAGUGCAGCCUUAUUACUUUGACUUUCGGACCUACUGCAAAGGCCGCUGGGUGGGCCACAGCUUGCUGCACGUCUUCAGCACCGAGUUCCGAGCCCAGCCCCUGGCCUACUACGAGGCCGCGGUCCGCGCGGGGCGCCUCCACCUCAACGAAGAGCCCGUACAGGACCUCAACAUUGUGCUCAAGGACAAUGACUUCUUGCGGAACACAGUACACAGGCAUGAGCCACCAGUUACAGCAGAGCCUAUCCGUCUGCUGGCUGAGAAUGAAGAUGUAGUGGUUGUAGACAAGCCUUCUUCCAUUCCUGUCCACCCGUGUGGCCGCUUCCGACACAACACGGUCAUCUUCAUCCUGGGCAAGGAGCACCAACUCAAGGAGCUACACCCAUUGCAUCGGCUUGACCGCCUUACCUCGGGGGUCCUCAUGUUUGCCAAGACAGCAUCCGUCUCGGAGAGAAUUCAUGAACAGGUUCGAGACCGGCAGCUAGAGAAGGAGUACAUAUGCCGGGUGGAAGGGGAGUUCCCCGCUGAGGAAGUGACCUGCAAGGAACCCAUCUUGGUAGUAUCUUACAAGGUCGGGGUGUGCCGUGUAGACACUCGGGGCAAGCCCUGUGAGACAGUGUUUCAAAGACUGAGUUACAACGGCCACUCCAGUGUGGUGAGGUGCCGGCCACUCACAGGCCGCACCCACCAGAUCCGAGUCCACCUCCAGUUCCUGGGCCACCCCAUCCUCAAUGACCCCAUCUAUAACUCAGUGGCCUGGGGCCCCUCACGGGGCCGGGGUGGCCACAUUCCCAAGACAGAUGAGGAACUGCUUCGGGACCUUGUGGCAGAGCAUCAAGCCAAACAGAGCCUGGAUGUGCUAGAUCUCUGUGAAAGUGACCUAUCUCCAGGACUCAAAAACUCUACAGUUUCCUCUUCAGAGCUGGGCAAGGACUGCCUGGAAGACUUGGCUGCAUCCACCCAAAAGAUGGAUGGAGUAGUUGAGACAGCAUCUCAGGAUCUGAACACAAUGGCCUUGGCACCAGGGAAUGCAGCUGAAACAGAUGUUAUCAAUCAAGAGAUAGACCCCCUCUGUGCAGAAUGCCGGCUGGUGCGACAGGACCCCUUGCCCCAGGACCUUGUGAUGUUUCUGCAUGCCCUGCGCUAUAAAGGGCCAGGCUUUGAGUACUUUUCACCCAUGCCUACUUGGGCACAGGAUGACUGGCAAGAGGACUGAAAGCUGUGGCCAAUGGAAAGAUUGCUUCUUUGGUUGGAAGAGGCCAUGGGGAAGGAACUGACCUCAUGGUCUGGUUCUUAGGGUUUCUAUAGGAGUGAGGUUGGGCUCUUAAAGGACCCGCUUAUACUUUCUACCUCUUUCCUUCCUCUCCUUCAACCUAGAGUUUGAGGACUUUUUGAUUCAUAAAUAUAUUCCUUUUUGUUAUCCCUGGAA
Molecule: messenger RNA, 1902 nt
Organism: Pteropus alecto (black flying fox)
Lineage: Eukaryota; Metazoa; Chordata; Mammalia; Chiroptera; Pteropodidae
Gene: RPUSD2
Product: RNA pseudouridylate synthase domain containing 2
Exons: 3
Coding region: 31-1689 (552 amino acids)
Biological process (GO): pseudouridine synthesis
Molecular function (GO): pseudouridine synthase activity; RNA binding
Source: RefSeq, a predicted model, not a curated record